AACUCAUGUUUGAUCCUGAAAUUCAAACAAUUGUACUUUCUGGUAAAUUGAUAAUCAAGCGAAUGAUUGAUCAGGAUGAACAGCAGAAAAAGACAUUGGAUGAAAAUCAUGAAUUAGAUGAAAAUGAGAUUAGUUAUGAGAAUACAGAUGAUUAA
Funneliformis geosporum is the source of this 155-nucleotide messenger RNA. The record is from the annotation of a GenBank genome assembly. Lineage: Eukaryota; Fungi; Glomeromycota; Glomeromycetes; Glomerales; Glomeraceae.